GCUGACUGGACUCGCGACUCGAAUAUAUAUAAUCCCCGUUCCCAUCUCUUUUCUCUUUCCCCAUCUCCCACGCGCACUACUAUUAUAUCCCUACCUGCUAGCAUCACUCAUCAUGUGCUGCUAAAUACCCCGCGCGACCAACACUACACCAGCUACCCGUUAAUACACACCCAACACGUCGUCCGCAACCAGCGACAGCUACCCCACCACCGCCACCCAAGAUGCUGCUUUCCCAUUCCCCCACCCCACACACCGAUCUCUAUCGAGACCGCGCCCCACUGCCCACCACAAACAGUCCGCCCCCAGGCCAGACACUACCCCUUUUACCCCUACCCCUCUACGACUGAGCGAGUCUCUGCCUGCCUUUCCGGCUACACCGUCUAGUUCUAUCACUACUACUACUACAACGAGAGCUCUCAACGAGCACAACAUUACUACGCGUUUUUCGCCUUCCGCCUACACCACCACACACAUUAGCGAUACCAUCAUGCGCUUCACUUCCGACGCCAGCCCCUCCCUCACCCCUCUCGGCUCCCGCCUCCUCCACAUCUCGGAGCGCAAGCUCUCUAUGCUCGACGGGAUCGCCUACGACGAAGGUUUCGACCUCCGUAAGGGUAUCCUCGUCCGCGAGGCCGUCCGCUCCGCCUGGCAGAGCGUCAGCGAUGGUGAGGAGAUCGAAAUGACCAACUGGUCUUCCCACAGUGCCAUGGGGCUCGAGGUGUACGAAGAAGAAGAAGAGGGGGACUUGGAGAGGAGCGAGCAGAGGUGGUUUGAAGACAUUGUCACGAGUCUGGACGAGGAAGAGGACGAGUUGGCCAGCGAGCACGAGCACGAGUGGGUCGAGAGCAACGUCACCAUUCCCGAGGACCUCGAGUUCAACGUCGACGGCAUGGAGGCUUUCACCUUUACUUCUCCCACUGCCCCUUCUACGCCUGCUUUCGAGUCUGCACAUUGCGCCUCGACUAGCUGCGUCGAUGUGGUCGAGGUCGACGAUGACGAGUCUGACAUCUCGGACGAGGACGUACUUGCCCUCACUCAAUCUACCCACUGGUCUCUUCCCACCACCACCCACCUCGAGUACGCCACUUCUCCCCCUCUCUCUCCUCUUCCCGAACCAUCCCCCCUCCAGAUCCCUGCCGCUCUAUACCCAGGCAUCGACGACUACUUUACAGACUUUGAAGAGUAUGUCGACGACUUUUCCGCCCUGCCUCCUCCCUUGCUCAGAUCGAUGUCGAGCUCGACCACGAGUAGCGAAGGCGAUGAUACGGAGGUGUGUGGCACGCCGCCGAUGAGAGUUGGAGAGUUGAGUCGGGAGGAGGACGAGGAUGAGGAGGAGGAGAUUGAUUGGAAAGAGCAGGAGGCUUUGUAUGGGAUGGGGUUGAAGAUGGGUGGUACGGAUCCUGCUUUUGUGUUCUUAGUUCAGCCUAGUCAAUUAUUCGGAUAGCUUUCUUCUGUCUUGUCGUUCGUUGAGUCGUGUUCCGCUUUUGAAUCUGUUGAAGAACAGUAUAACAAAAAAUCUUACAAAAAAAUCUGUCUGACACUUUUAUCAUUUUAUCAGGCGUAGGUCUCUAUGGAUGUUGUGAUUGUGA
This is a messenger RNA of Cryptococcus amylolentus CBS 6039, 1589 nucleotides long. RefSeq lists its product as hypothetical. The record is from RefSeq and is a predicted model, not a curated record. The transcript has a single exon. Bases 488 to 1444 code for a protein of 318 amino acids. Lineage: Eukaryota; Fungi; Basidiomycota; Tremellomycetes; Tremellales; Cryptococcaceae.